GGGCUUGUUGUACUUAACCAGCUUCAUACACUACGGACGGGCGUCUUCAAGUCAGCACCGCUGUCAAUUCGUGACCGUCGUGCUAUAAAGUAGCUACCACCGGCAUCCAGACCUGACGACGCUGCUGACGACGUGCAAUUGCUCAUUCUCAUCAACAUUGCAUUGUGACUCGGAAGGCCAUAAUACCCGUACAAGCUACUUCGAGUCUGUUACGGCGUCUCCUAGCCACCGCCCGCUCGCCCCAAGCGUGGAAGGCCAAUUUUGGACAAGCCAGCAACGCUUCUCUUUCUUCCACUUUUGUUCGCGUGCUACAAGGCUGCAAGCUCGGCCCAGGCUUCUGCGAAUUUUCGACUGUUUUGUUUAGCAAGCAUGGUGCGCCUGAAACAGCCUUCGGUCAUCUAGAACAUGCAUAACUUGCGUACAACACUCUGAGCAGGACAUCCCUGACCGGCAAACGCAUCACCGCUAGUUCUUCUAGCAAUGGCGUCCGAAUGCUCCUUCAAUUCCGAUACAGGAGACCUACAAACACCUUCGUUGGGUGGUAGCGGCUCACCCAUGAUUGUCGACCCUCGUCAGGAACACCUCGAGCAGGAUUUCACGACCUCUCACAACAACAGACCGCCCAGGUGGGUCAACGCGACCUUAGAUCAGUUCGGCGGUACUGCCAUGUACCACCUGUACCGUCUUGGUGAGCAGCGAGACCCGUUUCCGAAUCCACGUCAGACGCUUUACGAGAUUCAACAGGCGGUGAAUGAGCGCACCAGCCUCGGAGAUGGUGGCUUUGUGAACAUUGGUGAGAUUCCAUCGGGUCUGGGACGUUUUGAAUGGCUAGAGCUCAACGUUGACGACGUUUGGGCACAGCAAAUCGGCUUCACCGACCCGUCUCAAAUCGAAGAGGCGCGUGGCGCAGGCUAUUUCUCCCGCGGUCCGUACCCACAAGACAGUCCAAUGACUGUGUGGUAUCCUUACCGUCCAUAUCUCAAUCCGGACAGUGAACCAGGCGUUCCGGGUCAAUGGGCGUUUCACACCAGCUAUCCGGCCAACUCAGAUAAGCAGAAAGCGGAAAGCUUCUUCGGAGGUCUGCUUGGUCGUGAGCCAACUGCAAAGGACGUCUGGCAUCUCCGCAUCCAACUGCUUGACCCUCGGAGUGAGAACGUCGAUCUUGUCUGGAUCCCUCAUCAAAAGGAAGACAGCGACAGCGAUGACAACGACGGCAACGAGCUCAUCCCCUUUGGUCAUAAGCUGGGUCAAGUCGAUCCGUUUUCCGGCCUCAUCCACAACCCGCUCAAUCGUGGCGAGAACGACCAGACCGGCGGAUAUAACGCUGAUUACUACACCCGGUCCAUCAACCGCCGGGCGUACACCCUUGACCGGCAGAGAGCUCACCAUAACCACGCUGAGCCUCACAAGUCGUGGGUCGUGGACAAGAGCGGCCACUGGAUGCAAUGGCCCGGCUACGGCACUCUCAACUGGUCGAUUAAGGACGCGGUUGAGAGGAUGAACAAAUGGCGAGUGCAGAAGCUGAGCCGAGACGGCUGGCCUGCCAAGCGCGCCGAGGCUGGAACGGCAGCGCCAGUCCAACGUAAGGGCUAUACGGAUGGACAGCUUGAUUGGCUGAUGGACGACAUCAAGAAAGGCAAGGGUAAGCUCACGAUGCGCAUAUCGAAGCUUGCGGCCGAGUUCAAUCGUCGGUUUAAGGAGGAGCGACCGGACUCAGGUGUCCAAUCUUGCGUUAACCGUCUGAUCGCGCAGUACAAGAAGUACGGUGAUCGGAAGCCGAAGACAGGCACGCAGGACGGAACGCCGGAGCAAGAGAGUGAGGCGGAGGACGAGGAGGAGAUGUAGCAGUGAGUCGCAUGGUUCCCAAGCAUAAAGCAUGGCGUGAUGGUAG
Messenger RNA from Baudoinia panamericana UAMH 10762, 1891 nucleotides. RefSeq lists its product as uncharacterized. NCBI's taxonomy places the organism in Eukaryota, Fungi, Ascomycota, Dothideomycetes, Mycosphaerellales, Teratosphaeriaceae. The transcript has a single exon. The coding region runs from base 481 to 1845 and encodes 454 amino acids. The record is from RefSeq and is a predicted model, not a curated record.